UGGUGUUUUUCCACUCAGCAGGAUGGGUGAUGCUCAAUGCUCCCUCAUUAGACAACAGACACGAGAGGUCAGGAAGAAAGCGCUUAUAAAUUACCGUUUCCUCCCUCACAGCCCGGUUAGUCGCCUUGCCACUCUCCCCGGGACACGUAGGACAAAGCCGCCGACAGCUAAGAAGCUGGACAGUUACCUGGCCAGGGACAAACAGCUGCUGCAGGAAGAGAAAAUCCAUUCUGGAGAGACUCUUCUUCAUUGCCUCACCCUAUGGAGGAACCAGCACUGCCCAUCCACAUUGAGGAGGGGACAGACGUUCCAACGGAAAGCAAAAAUAUGGCAACAAAGGAGAAACUUCAGUGUUUGAAAGAUUUCCAUAAGGAUAUUCUCAAGCCUUCUCCUGGCAAAAGCCCCGGAACUCGGCCUGAGGAUGAGGCGGAGGGAAAACCACCACAGCGUGAGAAGUGGGCAAGCAAGAUUGACUUUCUGUUGUCCGUGGCUGGAGGAUUUAUCGGUUUGGGCAACGUGUGGCGAUUUCCGUAUCUCUGCUAUAAAAAUGGCGGAGGUGCAUUCCUCAUACCUUAUUUCAUAUUUCUUUUUGGGGGAGGUCUUCCUGUGUUUUUUCUGGAGGUGGCACUAGGACAGUAUACCUCCGAAGGAGGAAUUACAUGCUGGGAAAAGAUCUGCCCUAUUUUCACCGGAAUAGGUUAUGCUUCCAUCGUAAUUGUUUCGCUUUUGAAUGUGUAUUACAUCGUCAUCCUGGCUUGGGGACUGUACUAUCUGUUCCAGUCUUUUACAAGUGUCCUGCCCUGGUCUCACUGUCACCACGAGUGGAACACGGAUUCCUGUGUGGACGACACUCUCAGGAGAAACAAAACACUCUGGCUGUCAAUGAAUGUCACCAACUUCACAUCUCCUGUCACAGAGUUUUGGGAGCAAAACGUAUUGAGCUUGUCUUCAGGAAUUGAUGAUAUUGGUGUUGUCAAGUGGGACCUGGCUCUCUGUCUCCUCCUUAUCUGGGUGAUAUGUUUCUUCUGCAUAUGGAAAGGUGUCAAGUCCACUGGGAAAGUUGUGUACGUAACAGCAACAUUCCCAUUCGUCAUGCUUUUCAUACUGUUAAUCCGUGGCGUCACGUUACCUGGAGCUGCAGAGGGCAUCAAGUUUUAUCUUUAUCCUCACAUGGCUCGGUUAGCUGAUCCUCAGGUCUGGAUAGAUGCCGGAACACAAAUCUUCUUCUCCUAUGCAAUCUGCUUAGGUGCAAUGACUUCCUUGGGGAGCUACAACAAAUACAAAUACAACUGCUAUAGGGACUGUAUGCUGCUGGGAUGCCUGAACAGUGGUACCAGUUUUGUGUCUGGCUUCGCAAUUUUUUCCGUCCUGGGCUUCAUGGCACAAGAGCAAGGGGUGGACAUUGCUGAGGUGGCAGAGUCAGGUCCAGGACUCGCCUUUAUUGCCUACCCGAAAGCUGUGAGCAUGAUGCCACUGCCAACUUUUUGGGCUAUUCUUUUUUUUAUUAUGCUUCUUUUGCUUGGCCUGGAUAGCCAGUUUGUUGAAGUUGAAGGACAGAUCACAUCAUUAGUUGAUCUGUACCCAUCCUUCCUAAGGAAGGGUUACCGACGGGAAAUCUUCAUCGCUAUAGUAUGCUUCCUCAGCUAUCUUCUGGGACUAACUAUGGUGACUGAAGGUGGCAUGUAUGUAUUUCAACUCUUUGACUACUAUGCAGCUAGUGGUGUAUGCCUCUUGUGGGUUGCAUUCUUUGAAUGCAUUGCUGUAGCCUGGGUUUAUGGCGCUGAUAAUAUUUACGAUGCCAUCGAAGAUAUGAUUGGUUAUAGGCCCGGUCCAUGGAUGAAAUGGAGCUGGAUGAUAAUUACACCAGUUCUUUGCAUGGGAUGCUUUAUCUUUUCUUUGGCCAAGUAUACACCAUUGACCUACAAUAAGGUGUACAUAUAUCCUGAUUGGGCAAUUGGCCUAGGCUGGGGUCUUGCGCUCUCUUCUAUGAUCUGCAUCCCUCUAGUUAUGGUCAUCCGUAUACUACAGUCGGAUGGGUCUCUCAUUGAGAGGGUGAAAGCUGUUGCUGCCCCACGCGAAGUGGACCGGUGGGCCAGGGAAUCGGAAAGUGCUGUCCCAUUCUAUCCUGCUGCCGUGGCCAACGGGGGACUGAUCAAGCCAACUCAUAUCAUCGUGGAGACUAUGAUGUGAGCUCUCUCUAUGAGAGGAAGACACCUGCUUUAAAACUGCCGUUUACUAACCAUAGAAUCUCUCAUAGGACCAGGUUUACAGAGCUUUAUAUUUGCACUAGGUUUAUUUUUAUUUCUCACAGAGAAAGUUAUUUUUUUGUGUGUUUUUGGUUUUUAUUUUUUAAUAUUUUGUAAAGUAAAUCACAGCAGAUGCCUCUCACUGUAUUCAGAGGCAGAGUUUUCAUAUCAAAUUAGGCACAUUGCAGGAUUACUAGUUGUUUUUUUUCCACAUAACAUAUCUUAACUCCUAUUCAUCAUUUCUGGCCACUAAUGUUGAUUUUCUUGCCAGCAAUAUACACAGGCACACACACAUAGAGGAAAAAAUAUGCAUCUACAAAUCUCAGAUAUCUUUAGGUGCUGGUAUGGUUGGGAACAGGGUAGAAUUUAAAUUUAUUUUUUAAAAAAACAGAUCUUUCAGUUAAGGGAUUUGCUUUUUUAAAAGAUAGCAUGCAUAUGGUAUUUUAAGAAACUGGUUUUCAAAGGUGUAGCAUUAUCUUCCUCUGGUUAAGGUGGGGGGGGGGUUUACAACAGGCAACGGGUACAUGCUUUUAGGCUUGCUGUGGUCCAUGUCAGACUAUAUGAGCAUGUGUGUAGAAUUGGAAAAAUGGCAAUAUAGGGUGUAAGGUGGGAGCAGUUAUGAACCAAGGGAACAAUCCAAGUGACAUCCAUUUCAGAGUACAGUGCAUGUGUGAACAGCCUGUACAAGGGUAAGAGGCAGAAUUAUUCAUGUUUUGGGGGCUCUUUUUUUCUCUUUUUGCCCAUUACUUGCUUCUCUGGGCCACUUUCUAGAUCACAGAAGUCCUUUCCCAUGUCAGCCCUGUGCCUAAUUAUCCCUGAAAGGGUUUACAUGGAUUAGUUUCUGAGGAACACAAUCAUACAACUGAGUUGUGUCAAAGUUGGAAGCGUUUCUCUGAAAAGCAUCUGUGUGUCUGGUAGCUUUCCAUGUUACGUUUUUAGACAUGGGAGUAAACUGACAGAUAACUCAUCGCUAGAUAAUGUCAUGUAGAAAGUGACCCACUUUUCAUAGGCUCCUUGCUGUACUCAAGACAAACUGGUAUUGACUUGAAUAUUUUUAGAAUACUAGGGUAGUGUCAAAGAGCACAUAUAAAUACUGAAUUUACAAAGAAAUGCUGCAAAAAAAAGUGCUGUUAAAUUUCAAAAAUUGCUUAAAACUCCCAAAUUUGCCAAAAUUUGUUGUUAUCAGGAAAUGCAAAGGAUUUUUGGGCACUGUGACGAUACCAGCCAGGCCAGGUUGCUAAUUUCAUAAUGAGAACGCUUCUGGAACCUCUGUGGAGGAAGCUUUUGUAGCAAGGCAGAUUCAGAAGAGAUGAUAGGAGCUCUGUAAGUCGUGACCUUCAGAAGAGGAGGAAGCCCAAGGAGAUGGACUGAGCUGCAGAGAUAUUUUAGUGUGGAUAAAAGUGCAAAUGUACUUGAACAAGAUUUCUAUAGGUAAAUUAAAUAUUAAGAAUUUUGCCAUUUAACUUAGAAAUAAGGAUUUGCUUCUAGUAAACUCACCUCAGAUUUUGCCAAGCCUAAGUUUUGUUUGUUUAAUUAUCCUUGCAUUCUGUGUUGGAUAAAAUUUCUAAUCCCUUCUAUAUGGGCAUUUUUCUUGGGAGGUGUCGCCUUCUGAGUGAGUAUUGGUACUAACUGUAAUAUUGGAAGUAUUAGAAGCCAGAAAUAAAAUAAUCUGUUGCCAGUUUAGUCUGUCAGUCACAGAUGCCGUAGUAUAAACUGGAGCCUAGCCAGUAUUUAAACAUUCCUAAAUGCAUUUUUUUUUAAAGCCACAGCACAUUGGCUAUGCACUUGCUUACUAAGUCAUGUCAUUUUUAAAAAAAAUAAAAUGGAAGGGAUAACUUUAAAAUAAGGACCAAAGCACAGCAGUUUCAACUGUCUUGUACAGCGGAUGUUUCUGUAGUUGGAGACUGCAAUUUCUUGCACAUUAGGGAGCUGCGCUUUCGGUAACACAAGUAGGUGAGAACAGGGUGCUUUUGCUUUCCAGUGACUGCUCUACUAUGAGGUCUGUAAAUCCAGCACUGCUGGGGUAGCUGCGGAUCUUGCAGCGUCCUCAGCAGACCCCAGCCCAGUUGAAAUUGCUAUCUAUCUUCCUGCUGAAAAACCUGUGAAUUCGGUAACCAGGAAAAGCAAGCCAACUGAGAAGAAGUUAUCAUUUUCUUUAAUUUCUGCUAGGGCACUGAGGGACACAUAGUCCAACACCAAAGCAAGGCUCCAAUGUAAUUCAAUGAAACAUAGGUCAGAUGCUUAAUCUUUCAUUUAUUUGAUCUGGGCAUAAGAGCUCAUUGGGGAGGUUUUGUUUUUUUUUUUUUUUUUAAAGUGAGGAACAUCCUACUUCAUGUGACGUGCCUAGGGCAUGUUGCAAUAGUUUGUUAACAAUAAGGAAAGGGAGUUCAGAACUUCAAAAACAGCCAAUGCACCAGGUAAACAUCUGGGUCAACCAGGGUAUGCUUUGAGCAGAACAAACCAGAGAAUCUCAGCACUGUACCUGUAGAGUUCCAACUAAUGCAGAGGAGAACCCAGCCCCAUUUGGAUAAGCUGUGCCAUUAGAAUCAGUUGCUUCCAUGUUAAGCAUGAAGAGGUUAUUUAUGCAUGCCCACCAUGACCUUAAAACAUACUCUGGCUGUUUAGACUUGACCGCAAAAGUAAAGCUUGGAUUCAGAGAAAGAAGUUGUAAAAUUACCAUAUAACACAACCAGAUUCAGUCCCAGUUUUCUGUUCUAAGGAGCACAUUUUCACAUCACACAGUUUCUGGAUAAUAGAAUGUGGUAAAUCUGACUGUCAAUAACAGAUUCUGCCAAAUUAAAGAGGUGGGGGUGGGGGUGGUAAGGGAACAUUGUAAACAACUAUUUGUAUUUUCUACUUAUUUAUGAUUGUAAAAAAAGAAAAAGAAAAAUCUGAUUUUUUUCUAAUUUACUUUGUAGAACUUUGUGGCCUAUUUUAUCUGUCAUUUGUAACUGAGAAGUUAAAUAUUCAGUGUUGUGACUGUUGGUGAGCUGGUUCGGAUAUUGGGGGUGCGGGUGGGAGGGUGGAAUUAACUGAAUGUUUAUUCAAAGAAACACUUUCAUUUCCAAAAAAAGAAUAUGGGGGGAGAGAGAGCACCUUUAAUGCUUUGUGGGCUCAUUCACUGGUUUGGCUGAAAUCCAGAGCUAGCAAGGCAUACCGGCUCAUAUAUAAUUAAAAUCAGCAGAAUAUACACUUGUUUGCAGAGUAGUUGCAAGUCUUCCAAAACAUGCAUUCUGCUUUUAAGGAAAUCUUUUGAACUGUUAACAUUCAUUCAUAAUCUAAUUGGAUGGCAUCAAUAAUAUCAUCACCAAUAGUGUAUAUUCUACUGUUUAUACAAAGUAAAUGUGCUGUGUUUAUGCCUACUACUUAACAACUUGUCCCAAAUCUCUGUAUUUGGAUUCUGGUCCAGUUUAACCCACAAGGCAGAAUAAGAAUUGGAGCACGAAUGUUAAAUCCCAGCUGAAAACCUGUUGUUUAUUACUGGAGCUGCAACUGAUGCAACUCUUGUGAGGCAGGCCAGGGUGAAGGUGGGGGGGAUAGAAGAGGAGUGGCUGGGGGACAGGCGGAGCCCCUGUGCUUCCAGCAGAAGGUAACUUGUAGUGAAUUGGCACAACAGAGAGCACAGCAUUGCAUAUAAACGAUGGAAACAACAGUCUGCUUAAAGAUAAAUAGUUGUAUUCUACAACUUGACCUUAGCUGUAAUUUCUUGGAAGAAAAUUGCAUUGAAUUCAGUGGUUUUACGUCUCUAGGUACAUGUGCAUGAAUCUAACAUCUCUUAACUUAAAGAAGUAAGAAAUAUAUCUGCUUUCUUACUUUAAACUGUCGAUCAUCUGACAGGAUAUUGAGCAGAUGCAUAUCUUGCUUUACCCAGGAAGACUUCAGCUUGAAAGCAUUUAGUUAACAAUCUCCAUUUCUCUUUACCAACUUUUGUAUGCCAUUCUCCAAUCUCGUGGCUGCUACAAGCUCAAGACUUCAUGUAAAUCAAAGGAGUUUUCCAUGUUGCACUAACUAAAGUGCGUUGGCUGACAAAACUGCACAGAGCAAAUAAAAUGGGCUUUUAACAACCAACAGAGGGGAGGGGGGAAACCACUUGUGUAGCUCUUAAAAAUAGUAAUCAAACCUCAGAAUCAAAAAUAACAGACAACCCCAGAACCAAACUAGAUUUUUUUUGCUAUAGGAGAGGGUAUAAAGGAAAGCACACACCCCAGAAGUGUUUUCAACCAGCAACAACAAAAAGUCAGACUAUUAGUGCAGAUUAGAAACUGAAACUGAGGCCACCUAUUUGGACUGAAGGCAAGUGAGAACCAAAUCCAGGCUGGAGUCCAUGGAUAGGCAACCUUACUAUCACAUAAUGGGCAAAGUCUUCCACCACCAAUAACUGAAAGCUCCCUAGUCUGUUCACAGCUGAGGCUCAGCCUUUCGUCAGGCAGAAUUCAAGCUUUCAUUUAGGAUUACUGAUACCGCUUUGAUCAAAAAAGGUUUGGAAGUCACCAGGGCAUGACCAUCUGGGUCCUAUAUUGGACUGUUUGAAUCUAAAGUGCAGACAAAUGUUGUGUGAAGAAUGCAGUUUUAAAUUGUAGUACAUGCUAGUUUCAUAGUUUGACUGUUGAUGAAGCUUUAGGGUAUUCCUCCUGUCUCUGCCCACUCCAACUUUAAAACAAACCACAGACACCCCAGGAUGUAUUUUCAUUCAAGCCAAAGGCACUUUGAUUUAAGCCAUUUCUGUUAAUUCCAAUGAUUCAAACAAAUAAACAUUUAGCAGAAGAUCAAGCUUUUUGUGACUGGUGUCUUUGUUAAAUACUAAAAAUAGCCAUGCCCCUGAAGGGCCCAUUCAGAAAAGUCUGCUGAGGAAAAAAAAGGGGGGGGGGGGUUGGAAUCUGCAAGGAACUAAAACAGAAAACUUGGCCGGGGGUGGGGUGGGGAGAGAACUAAAACAGAAAAGCACUCCCUCCGCGCACACACAAAAAGAAGGAAAUCCAUUCCUAAAAGGCAAUGGUAAACUUACAUAAACAGUGAUCUCACAGAUGUUUAUAUCCAGGUUUCAGAAAUGCAGACUUUUAUCCACCAGAGCAUUUCUAUGGAUGGAAGGAUUUCCACCUGUACACUGUGACUUUCUUGCCCCCCUCCCCAGAGCAGCCAGUAAUGCCCCCUAAAUGCCAGCAUUCCAAGAAAUGCCAAGAGACUGCUUUUCAAGGGACAUUUGGGGCUGCAGUGGGAGGGGUGGAGGGAAGAAGGUAAUUUUUUUCCCAUGGGUAAAACUCCCCCUGUCUGCAAAAUGCUCUGGGAGGAAUCUGAGCCACAGAUCUGUAGCUUUGACCCUCAACAUUCUUAUUUGCAAAACAGCCACACUACAUUCAGUGUAACUUUCUUCCUAGCAGGCAAGUUUAAAACUGCAGCCUUAGUCUGACAGGGUUUUAUUGAAAAUUCUGUCAAAAAAAAAACCUAUCAGAAGGGGGGUGGUAAUAGGACGCUGGGUAAGAGAUUAGGGCUGGAGGAAAACCUUCCAACACAAAUGAAUUCACUGAGAUCUGAGCAUUUUUGCAACAAGAGGUUCUGUGGCAGACUGCUGACUUCCUUUGUUUCCAACAUGCAGUGAUGCAGAAGAAUAACCCAUUUUGCAUGUUGUGUCCUCUGUUAAGCAGGACCCAAUAAGUUAGUUAAAAAUCUUUUUUUCUGGAGAAGCCGCCUGCCUGAUUGGUUCCCAAGUGGCUGGCUAAUGAUCAGUUGCAGGGAAGCAGUGCAGAAGCUAACAUUUCAAUGCUGACUCUUCUGUGUGUGUGUUUGACUUGUUUUAACUAAGGAGAGGGUAGGUUGGAGGAUGGGGGUAAGAGAACAAAAUGGCCAGCUGAGAUUGUUCCUUAAUGUCUCCUCCUCCAUCUCCCCUCAGGCAGUCAAUCUAGUGCUCUGAUAACCUUUGCUGUUGUAGUAGAAUAUUGCUGCUGCUGCUGCUGUAUUAAUGCUGUUGCAAUGUUGAGAGGAAUGCAUCUCCAGGGGGUUCAUGGUUAUAAGUAGUACGGACAAACCUCUAUUCUGCUGAAAAUAUGGGUGAACAUUUUUUAAAUUAUUGUUUAAAUUCUCACUUGUGACUACAGUCUGUAGUAAAUAGCUGUGUGGAUUUGAGAGGACACCAGAUGGUCCUCCUUUUAAAAAAUUUUUAAAGUAAUUUUUAAAAAGACAUUUUAGACCUGUUGUUACUUGUCAUCAUUAUUGUUCCAAUAAGGAAUAUUUGUAUAGGAUUAAAAAUUUGGAGUGUACCCUUGAAAAUUAGGUUUCUUUUGUGUAUACAGUAAAUGUUUGUAUUUUGCAGUUUAUCUGUUUUGCUUUUUAGAUAAAAAAAGGUAUAUUGAUAUAUUAAAGUCAUUUUUUUGCUUUUUUAGAUGAGUUUGUAAUCAUCACAAACAAAAAUAAAAUCCUUUCCUCUACAA
Messenger RNA from Heteronotia binoei (common prickly gecko), 8671 nucleotides. It is a transcript of the gene SLC6A6, whose product is annotated as solute carrier family 6 member 6. Gene Ontology annotation, molecular function: taurine:sodium symporter activity. Gene Ontology annotation, biological process: taurine transmembrane transport; neurotransmitter transport; sodium ion transmembrane transport. The coding region runs from base 262 to 2190 and encodes 642 amino acids. The record is from RefSeq and is a predicted model, not a curated record. NCBI's taxonomy places the organism in Eukaryota, Metazoa, Chordata, Lepidosauria, Squamata, Gekkonidae. The transcript is spliced from 16 exons. Gene Ontology annotation, cellular component: plasma membrane.